Molecule: messenger RNA, 4475 nt
Organism: Anoplopoma fimbria (sablefish)
Lineage: Eukaryota; Metazoa; Chordata; Actinopteri; Perciformes; Anoplopomatidae
Gene: nfatc1
Product: nuclear factor of activated T cells 1
Biological process (GO): calcineurin-NFAT signaling cascade; cytokine production; regulation of transcription by RNA polymerase II
Cellular component (GO): transcription regulator complex
Molecular function (GO): RNA polymerase II cis-regulatory region sequence-specific DNA binding; transcription factor binding; DNA-binding transcription factor activity, RNA polymerase II-specific
Source: RefSeq, a predicted model, not a curated record
CACAACUCCGCUAUAUGGAUAAAGAGUCGCUCCCAGCUGCACUCAGAGUUUGAUCUCAGACGUUUCUCUCUGCGCGAACACGAAGAUGAAAUCCGCUGAGGAGGAGGCAUACGGCUACACGCCAAAUGUCAGUCUCUCCCUCCCACUGGGCAACCCAUGUCUUCCCUCCCAGUACCACAGCCUCCAGGCCAGCCCCACCAUAUCCGUCUCCAUCACCGAGCCUCACGGUUACGACGACCAGGACGACAUGAGAGCAGCCGGCUACUAUUCAUCCUCCCGCCCGAACGGGGCCCCGACCCUGGAGAGUCCUCGCAUCGAGAUAACCGCCUACGGUCAGUUUCCCGAGGACGAGGUGGAGAAGAGCAACCUACCCGUCGGCAAGCGCGUCAACUCCAUAGUGACGCUGACCCUCCCGAGCGUCGACGGCUACCGUGACCCCAGCUGCCUUAGCCCGGCCAGCAGCAUCUCGUCUCGCAGCUGCCACUCCGACGCCUCCUCCUACGAAUCGAGCUUCUCCUACAACUACGACAACUCGCCCCAGAACUCCCCCUGGCAGUCGCCCUCUGUGUCGCCCAAGGGCUCAACCCUCACCCUGCCGGGAGACGGCUGCACCUCUGCCGUCCCCCGCCACUCCCCCUCCACCUCUCCGCGCACAAGCGUGACAGAAGAUACCUGGAUGGGACAGCGAGGCUCCAGGCCCAACUCCCCAUGCGGUGCGAAGAGGAAGUAUAGCUUCAACGGCAGCGGGGGGCCCCAAAAGCACUAUCCAUACUCGCCCAACCUCUCGCCCGGACUGUCACCGCAGACAUCCCCUCGCCUCAGUAUCACGGAGGAGACCUGGCUGCCGAACACCAACCAGUACACCAACUCGGCCAUCUUGGCGGCCAUCAACGCCCUGACCACAGAUGGGGUGGUUGACCUAGGGGAGGGAAUCCCCAUCAAAGCCCGUAAAACCAGCAUGGAGCACAGCCCCACGAUCAGCCUGAAGUUGGAGCCUGGAGGCGAGGGGCUGAGUCCAGGGGAGCUCUGUCAGGACGACCACCCCUCCAACCGCCUGCCGUUAAAGAAGGAGGGCUACUGUGGCGGUUUCCUGGAUGUGCCACAGCACCCAUACUCCUGGUCCAAGCCAAAGCAGUAUGUCAGCCCAUCCCUUCCUGCUCUCGACUGGCAGCUGCCGUCCACCUCGGGGCCGUACAGCCUGCAGAUUGACGUGCAGCCCAAGUCCCACCACCGAGCCCACUACGAGACAGAGGGUAGCAGGGGAGCGGUGAAGGCUCUGGCGGGAGGACACCCAGUCGUUCAGCUCCACGGCUACAUGGAGAGCGAGCCUCUGACCCUGCAGCUGUUCAUCGGUACGGCUGACGACAGGCUGCUGAGGCCCCACGCCUUCUACCAGGUCCACCGCAUCACCGGGAAGACGGUGUCCACCCCGAGCCACGAGGCCCUGCACAACAACAACACCAAGAUCCUGGAGAUCCCGCUGCUGCCAGAGAACAACAUGCGGGCCAUAAUCGACUGCGCAGGGAUCUUGAAGCUGCGCAACUCUGACAUCGAGCUGAGGAAGGGGGAGACGGACAUCGGGCGCAAGAACACGCGCGUGAGGAUGGUCUUCAGAGUUCACAUCAACCAGGCCACGGGCAGAACGGUGUCCUUGCAGGUUUCAUCCAACCCCAUUGAGUGCUCCCAGAGAUCGGCCCAGGAGCUGCCGCUGGUGGACAAGCGGAGUUUGGAGACGUGUCCUGCGCACGGUGGGGAGAGGAUGCUCAUCGACGGACACAACUUCCAGCACGACUCCAAGGUGGUGUUUGUGGAAAAGGCUCAAGAUGGUCACCACCUCUGGGAGACUGAAGCCAAGGUUGAUAGAGACGCCUCAAAGCCUAAUUCACUACUCGUUGAAAUCCCUCCCUAUCGGAGCCAAAGACUCUCCACUCCGGUCCACGUGAACUUCUACGUCUGCAAUGGCAAGAGGAAAAGAAGCCAGUACCAGCGCUUCACCUACGUCCCUGCCAGUGCACCGACGAUAAAGACGGAGCCACGCGACGACUUCGACGCCCCUCUGGUGUGCAGCCAGCGCGGCCUGUCCUUGCACCCAAAGCCAUACUUCCCCCCUCAGGUCAUGACCCCGAUGAUGACCUCUGACAUCAGGCCGUGCGUGGUGGGCGGGCCUUUCCCUGUCGGUUUGGCAGCCAAGUCCUCCCCGCUGCCCGCCUCCUCCUCUCCGAGCACCAGCCCCAAACUGCACGACCUGUCGCCGCCCCCGCCGCCGCCCUUCCCCAAGUGCCUCUCCACCGGCCCGCAAGUCCAACACCCGGGCCAACAGUCCCCGAUCUCUCACGUCUCCAUCAUCCAGGAGACGCCCGGGCGCUACCAGCCGCCUAGCUUCUACCCACCCAGCAGCUCCUCCUCCUCCUCCUCCUCCUCCUCCUCCUCCCUCCCCCCGACCUCGCAGCCCUCCACGCCAACCGACGUCUGCGUGACACCAGGGCAGCCGGGCAGUGGCAGCACCAGUCCAGGAGCUCAGCAGCACCCCAAGGGGCCACCAAGGGGGCGGGGUUCUCUUCAGGAGGACGGCAGCCCGCCGGGGCUGGCUGUCAGCAUCAAACAAGAACCGCAGGAGCUGGACCAGAUGUACCUCGAUGAUGUCAAUGAGAUCAUCAGGAACGACCUGUCGAGCAUCUCCGUCCACAGCCACGCGUAGUUUCCUGUUUCACGACAAGCUGACACGGGAAACCAAAAAAAACAGAAAGGGAAACACCAAACAAAAGAUUUGACGUUGUGCUUUUCAUGCUUGGACUACAGCGUGCAGGAAGCAGCAAAAAAGGAAAUGCAAAGAGAACAAAUGUAAAUGUAUUGUCCAGAUGACCCAGGGUCCAACGUGUGCCUUGUUUUUUUCAUAUAUAAUGCCUUUACACAGAAAUGAUCCAAGGAAUGAAUCUCAUGAGUGACUUUUUAUUUUUAUUUUUAAACGUGUAACUUGAGUAUGUAGCAUCCAAACCUGCCACCCCCAGCCUCCACAACAACGUACGCUUUUAGAGGACCAAAACAUGUUUUUAUAUUUCCAUUUUUUUGCUGCAGUUUGUAAAUGAUUCAGUGCCUUUCAGUUAUGUAAUUUGUAUAUACAGCAUCUGUAGUGCUUCAGUUUGCAUAUCUGGCUUUACAGAGAGACAAUUUCAAAAGAGAAGUGCCUUUUUGAAUGGAAACAGAAAAGCAUGGCCCGAGUUUGGCUUCAUGUGCUCUACAUCAAAAGAUUUUACAUAGCAAGAUAAUGUAACAUUUUCUAAAUGGUGGCAACAAAUGGUAAUAAUGGGAUAAUGUUACAUGCCAAAAGACGGUGUAACAGUAGCACAAUUGGAAAUUGUCAGUAGCCACCAGAAGCUACUUGUCAUUCCAGACCAAGUGAGGCUGAAGCAUCAAAACCCCUGAGUGAAUAGCAUUGAUCAAAGUUUUUUUACAACAGUUGCAUAGUCUCACUUUUAACCAUAUUCCGUUAGCAUUUGUUGGGGCAAAUUAGGAUUAUUAGAAUUGAAUACGUUUUCUGUAUUCGCAGCCAACAAUAAGCACUUUUACACUAAACUUGUGGUGAUACUUUUAGUUUAUUCCAUUUAGGCGUCAUGUUACUGUCACCUAAAGUAACAACAGCAAUGGCAAAUUUUUCACAUGAUUCAAAGUUGUCGUUAUGCACUCGUACAGCGCACAAAACUUCGGAACCCAGAGAGGAAAGUGAGAAAAUCAUUUUUCUAUUGUUGUAAUACUUAUUUCCGGAGAGGAUGUAGUGCACCAAUACACCAUGUUCUAAUUAGGGCUAAAAGCAAUCAUGUUCUCUUCUAGGGGAGUUUUGAUUUAUCCAUGCACUCUAAACACAAGGUACAUAUACAUAGUGUGUUAGCAAGUUAUGGAAACUAAAAAGUCAUGGUGGAGAAAACAUACAUUUUAGUACUGUUUAGCGUGCAGGGUAGUGGUGCUCUUUAGCCUCUUGUGGUCGUAAUGAAUAUUACAACAACAAACACUUAAUCCAAAAUAUACCUGAAGAUAACAAUAUUCCUUCAGCAAAACUUUUUACCUGCUCUUAAUUCAUAAAUGCAGGAGAGAAAACUGUUUAGACCAGACUAUGGAAAUGGAUCACCAGAAUUAGAAGAAGAAAAGCUAGCCUGGAAGCUAUGCAACAUGCCGGUAGUCUCUCAAAGAAUGCAACCGAGAAGGCCUGUAACCCGAUGAAUACUUAAUAACAGCAAUACAAAUAUAUAAAUUCUUUAACAUUUUUUUUGUAUUUUCAUAUUUAUUCUCCUAGCAUGUGCUCUGUUAUCCACGUUCAUCAUACAGCCUAUUUUACAUGGUUACCUGCAUACUGGGGUUUAUCUACUCAUUAGUUUGCUCUCUUAUAGUGAAACUGAAUGGGCUUACACACUUUUGCUCCCAGGUUUUAUAUGUAUUUAUGAGUCUUAAUCCUUGUAACUGAAGCCAUACUGGAAUGUUUA